AUGGAGAAAAGAACAUCCGCUACGAAUAAUAAUAUCAUUCUAAGGCAAAGAGAACCGAAAGAAGAACAACGUUUAAUGUGCAAUAAUGACACUCAAAUAUAUGCUUUAGAGACUAUCCAUUCUCUUGAUUGGAAAUUAUUUAGGUGGUUGGCUUCCUUGCAAAAAGUUGAAAAUUUUAUUUAUUUAUUUAUCGUAAUUUGGAAUUCUACUUCAUUACGAGAUAAUCCACAAAUUUCACAAGAAUUCAUAAAUGAUACCAAAAAUUUGAUUGAGUCCGUAAAAGAAUUGGCUACUUUCAAAGCACUCCAUACUACGCAAAGUAAUGAAUAUAUUAGCAAUUUAAUAGAAUAUAAAAAUUCUCGCUGUGCCGAAAAUCAUGCAUUGAGUAAAAAGUUAGCCAAUAAUGCUUGGGCAGAAUUAGAAGAUAAUAGAUUAAACAAUUCAUAUGCUUUUGAGGAACAACUACUACGUUUAACGUACGAUCAAAAAAUGUAUUUACGACAAAUGAUCUAUCAUAGAAUGAGUUCUUUUCGAUUAACUGCGACAAAAUUACAAUAUGCAUGGAAAAAAAUAGGAAACUUACAAGAACAGAUAAAGGCCUUGAAGGAAGAAAAUUCACAACAACAAGCGGCUCUUGGAAAAAUAAUAAAUGUAUCUUGGGAUGAUGAUGAUUGCAACAGUUCAGCGAAAUUAAUUUCUGAUAUUGAAGAAUUACAGGAUAUGUUAACAGAUUUUACAAUGGUUCAGGGAAGUGAUUUUAAAGUUAAUAAAGAUUCUGCAACAAACCUUUUAAAGAAUUAUAACUGUCAUACGAAAUAUCCAAGUACGGAUGCAGAGCUUGUUUUAGGAGCGUUACUUCAACGUUGCACGAUCGCAACAGUCUUGGAUGAGGCACAAAAGCACAUACUAAAUGCACGUUCAGAAAACUUUGAUCCACUUGAAAGUGAUAUUGUCAAUACUACCGAAAGUUUAAUUAGUUAUACCGAAUUAUUUAGAGAGAAACGUAAAGGAAAUGAUGAUAUCACUAAAAUUACACCAAUUAAAAUACGUCAACACGUUUAUUCUGCACUUGGUUGUCGCGGCUUUUCCGAUGAUGAAAAUCCUUUAAUUAAGAGAACGGCAAAUAAAUUGUUGGAUGAAAUGAAUCAAUUUAGACAAGUAACGGAUAAAGAAACUAGCGAUGAAUUAAUUGAUCUAGCUCUUAAUAUAACUCGUGAAAUUAUUAAUAUAUUUUGUUUUCGUUUAAAAACACAAGCUUCUGAAUUGCAGCAUAAAUUUUUCCAAGCUGGUCAAGCGAUAGACACCCGCUAUAUGCAAGGAAGCUUUGGACGUGAAGAAGCUAAAAAAUUGGAGGUAGAAAUUUGUGGAUUUCCUUGCAUCGGUGUGUUUGAUAAUGAUCGGAAAGUAUUUACAAAGGCUCAAGUCAUUGCAAGACAAAAAAGAAGCAAUAGUCGUGAUUCUAUUGUCAAUACCAUGAAAAGCAUGGUUAUUGGAAAUAAAUGA
Funneliformis caledonium is the source of this 1503-nucleotide messenger RNA. The record is from the annotation of a GenBank genome assembly. NCBI's taxonomy places the organism in Eukaryota, Fungi, Glomeromycota, Glomeromycetes, Glomerales, Glomeraceae.